AUGGCUGCCACCACCGUUUUCGGCCGGUGGCUGCGACUGGGCCUGAAUUUUUCUCAGCGGAUUUGCUCAGUUCUAGAGGCUUCUUCGCCCGUGAAAAUAUCAAGUGAUAGGCUGUAUAGCCAAUAUAGCUCCCUUGUAUCAACGUCACUACCAGAUGUCGAUUCUGAAAUUGAGAGGGUAUCCCGGCAUUCUUUACGAGGCAAAGCCAUGCGAGCCAUGCAGGAAAAGCUCAGACGGCGAGAACCAUUACCACCACCGAGAGAGCUCAGAAUGAAGGAGGACCAGGACUGGAGUAACGUCUAUCCCACAGCUGCCCCCUUUAAAUGGUCUGCUGUGCCCCUGCCCAUUAGAAUGGGUUACCCAGUCAGGAGAGGAAUCCCACCCCACAAGUAUGGAAAUGCCGAACUUCUCAAGAUCCCAAAUUUUCUUCACUUGACUCCGCCUGCAAUCAAGAAACACUGUGCAGCAUUAAAAGAGUUCUGCACUGAGUGGCCAGAGGGACUGGAAACCGAUGAGGAUUGUGAGAGACACUUCCCUUUGGAGGUGGAAACAUCCGACUAUUUAUUCAGCGGUCCAUCCCUUAGACAUCCGGAUGCCAGAAUCAUCACAGUCAAGGUUAAAUUAAGAGAUCUUCCACUGGACAAGCACGCCCGUUGGAAGCUGAUUCAACUGGCCGGGCAGAGGUACAACAAGAAAACGCAAACCCUCACGCUCACCACAGACAGGUGUCCAGUUAGGAAACAGAACCGCAACUAUGCCAUGUAUCUACUAACUGUGCUCUUCAACGAAGCUUGGAUAACUGAGCCUUGGGAAGCUGACAUCACAGAAGACGAUAUGGAGGAAUACGUCUGGGACAUCAGCCCCUCGCGCCGUUCCACCAUCGCCACGCUAGCAAGGAUGAACAACAAGGAUAACAUGGAAGGCGAGGUGAGCCCUGGGGAGGAGUUGGAGUAUCUUGGGUCACCGGAGGUCAGCAAGUAUGGGGACGCGGUGACGGCACUGCGGAACACCCCAGAAAGCCACCAGUCACUAGAGAGAUACAAAGCAGCAGCACUAAGCCUGCUUCAAAUGAGUAAGGACGAGUCAUGAACACUGGUGCUCUUCCAGUGGAUCAGUUGCCGAUCGGCGGCUUCAAAGAUCUAAUUUCUUACUCGUGCAGUUAUCCCUUGCAACCUGUUUUCAAGAAACUAUAAGGGUAUCUCCACAUCACGCACUGGCUUUUGGUCUGCAAUACUCACACCGUAGAAAACUUACGUUCUUUGCGAUUGAUGGUGAGCUGCGGCAUGCACUUCAUCAACUGGCGUCAUGGGUGAUAUUGCGAACAGAUCAGAAAGUCCAUCCAUUUCCCAGUUUGAGUAGGUCAACACAUCCCCUCAUCUUUUUAUCCCUUAGUGGAAAUUAUCAUGUUUGCCUUGAUUCACCCAGUCUACAGUGCUAUUUCUCUUUAGUUUCUUUUCAGUGAAUUGAUCAUUGAAACAUUCGAGACAAAGUUGACAAUAAACAAAAAAAAAUAUUUUAUUUGUUAACUGUUGUACUGAUAUACGUGAAAUAAUCUGAUAUUUCCCUCCUAGGCAAUCAAAUUUUCUUAUAAGUUGACAUAAUGACCAAGUAAGAGUAAAUAUCUCUACCGAGAUGCUUAACUAAACUUGACUUCAAAGUUACCAGGUUUAGGGGAUCAGAAAAAUUAUUUUGGAGAUAUUGAUGAAAAAGCCGUACUUUUUCAAGGCACAUUUUGGAAUUGCGUCAGUUGUUUGAAGAAUAUAAAAUGUGGAGAAGUUGAA
Messenger RNA from Acanthaster planci (crown-of-thorns starfish), 1781 nucleotides. RefSeq names its product mitochondrial ribosomal protein S35 (gene mrps35). Gene Ontology annotation, biological process: mitochondrial translation. NCBI's taxonomy places the organism in Eukaryota, Metazoa, Echinodermata, Asteroidea, Valvatida, Acanthasteridae. The record is from RefSeq and is a predicted model, not a curated record. Gene Ontology annotation, molecular function: structural constituent of ribosome. Gene Ontology annotation, cellular component: mitochondrial small ribosomal subunit.